Molecule: messenger RNA, 6613 nt
Organism: Lepisosteus oculatus (spotted gar)
Lineage: Eukaryota; Metazoa; Chordata; Actinopteri; Semionotiformes; Lepisosteidae
Source: RefSeq, a predicted model, not a curated record
UCAGUUCUAAUAGCCGCAAACUAUCUGUUAGUUAAAAGGUUAGCGUUUUGUGGAUAUGGUUCUGGUCUUACGGAUGCCUCGAACAAGGGUAAUGAAGCAGAGGAUGUGUAUGAAAAGGCUGAAGAAAGAUUAAAAGCGAGCAAUGGAAAUUCCUGCAAAUAAGAGAAAGUAUACAAUCAAUCAACCAAUUGGUGAUCUUCCAUCAGCUUGUAGCCCUUUGAGUGGGCUCCUGUUGCUGUGUCAGAGGGGUUACUUUGUGUGGUUUCCUGUUUGCAAGCAUGCUGGUGGUCUUGCAGGGAAGGAGUGUAGCAGUACAAGGUGGUGGUGGGAAGACCAGAAAAGGACAGAUCCAGGCUCUACACAGAUGGAGGGCUGUAUCCACAGAAGGAGGAUAGACCACAUCACCAUCCCCUUCAGUGCGGCAUGCACCCAGGUGCUGGAGGACGGCUAUAGUGAGCCAGCAGCAUCACUGCACAGCAGAUCAGGUGCAGGAGAGAAGUGAGAAAUUGCCUCACCAAUUGAAUUAAGCACAAUCCUGUUCCUGUUGUCAGCCCACAUGCAAGUGAAAAUUUGCCAUACAGGUCUCUGAGGUGACACGGGUCAGCGCAGGGAUUGUAAGGAUACCCAUCUUUUACAUCUGUCCAUCCUUGUCAGUAAAGCCGGCGAUGUGUGUGACCAUGUGCCGCCGACGGAGAAGAGAUCAUGCUUUCAAGGGCAGAGCCUUAUAACCUGCCAAGAGAAUGGGGAUAUCUUGAAACUUGUAUGUUAUUGUUGUGACCUUCGCUAGAACAAAAUGUCUAACACCAAGUGUUUGAACCAUUACAGUCAGUACCAGUGUAUCACUCUUUAACUCUUUAUUGGCUCCAUUGCUCAGAGCUUCCAGCUCUGACAGGUAAUAAAACAUGUACCUUUACUGCCUAAGUACCAAGCCGUCUAAUCCACUAACAGAGGCAGGUUUGGUGGUCCUGUUGUACUAGUUCUCAUUUAAUAUAUCUGCUCUCACUCAAAGUUCCAGUUUUGUAUGUUGCAAUAAUAAUGUUUUCGUUUCCGUAAAUUAUGCAGCAGACAGAAACCUGUGUGAUCCAAUCUGAGAAAAAGCAUCAUUCAUCAGGAUUCCUCCGAUGAUGCCAAACAACUGGCUGGACACCACUAGGGCAGGGCUAGUCUCUUUCCAGCGCCGCAGCAAGCCCUGAAUCUCCAGAGCACAUGCAGGCUCAUAGUGAUGUCAGUCGGGCGUGCGUUGCUCUUGCAAUCAGAGCUAACUCUCCUCCCAGGCACCGUGAAGCUUGUUGCAUGUGUGGCACGACACGGGGCGAGUCCGGCGUGAAGGCGGAGCCCUGAUUACGGCCGGUGCAUUGUCUUCGCAGCCACAACUGUUCUGGCUAAUUAACGACGAGCCGCAGCCGAGGGGACCUCCCUGAGGGAGGAGCAGACCACCGCAAGGGGAAGACUUUCCAGCCGCAGGGCCGGAGGAGACUGUGACUGUGACUGUGACUAGUUUCAGAGCUGGAAGAGUUAGAGAAAACCUGGAAUGAAGCCUGGCAGCAUGCAGCUACAUUAAUAACUUGAACUAUAACACAGCCACAUCUUUCAGAGAGAAACCAGAACAAACAAAACUUGUGGUGGUCCGGUGGCACUCCGGGCCAGGUUAGCUGGCGGAAGAAAUGGCAAGCUCAUGGAGGAGCUACAAAUACAGUUGCAUUUGUCAGGGAGGAUGGACAAUGAACAAGGUCAGGGAAGAUCAAGGAUUCUGUCUGGCGUUAAGCUCCACUGUGGGACAUGAGACUGGAUCUUGGAGGAAGGCUGCAGUCUCCCGAUGUUGGACAAACAGAUGUGGUGAUGUGGUCCCCAGAGCCAAGGAAGUUCAUCCUCACUGAGCUGACAGUGCCGUGGGAGGAAGGGUGUGAGGAGAGGAAAAGAGCCAAAUACGGUACAAGACUGCAGAGGGAAAAGACUGGGAGAGGCAGAGGAGAGAGCCUCAUGCUGGCUCUGGAAUAGGAGGGAGGCCAGGAAGACAUGAGCAGUGACUGGCACAGCUGACCCACCAACCCACCAGCCCCUGUUGAUGUCAUGGAUCAGGGUCAAAACACCUGUUGAAAGCUGGGGCCGCUGUUUCCUGGCCAACAGCAGUAAUCAGCACAAUGAUUGACAAAGGAGAGCAUCAGUAAACAAGAAGGAUUUCCCUUGUGUUCACAAGGGCUGUAAUGACACUGCUGCCUGUUAAUGGCAGCUACCAGUUGUUCAAUGGAACAAGGACACAGCGAUGAACUGAUAGGAUCACAUUUUUGGGGAACAGCAUAUGAUCGCCAUCUCUACACCUCCCCUGCAGGUUCUGCCAUGGCCUGAUGAAGAUGCACAGGAUUAUGGGAAAGCCCUGUGCAGCAUCUUUAAAUUGAGGGGCCAUGAGUGAGCCAGUGCCUACCCCAGAAAGCCAUGGGUGCAAGGAAGGACACACCUUUGAUGGGAUACCAGGCAGAGGACACGCACAGACACCAGACCCUCUUUCCAGAAACCAACCUGCAUACCAGUUUUCUCGAUAGGCUUGAGUUACAUUUCCCGUGUCCUGCGAUGGACUGGUGUCCCAUCCAGGGUGUACUCUGCCUUGUGCCCGUUGCUUGCUGGGAUAGGCUCCACCCCCCCCCCGUGACCCUGAGUUAGAUCAAGCAGAAUGGAUGGGUGCAUCUAGAUGUCCAGGGCCAGAAGACACCUAGCCGCUCAGAGCUGCCAUGAGGCGCCGGCUUUCUCACAAGGACUCCCGGGCCCUGCCCUCUUGUGACAGCAGCCCGGAUUCCUCCCCCUGUGGCCGAGGAGCUCACCCCUGCUGCUUCUGCUGGUGCUGCUGCUGCAGCUGUUCCUGCCUGACGGUGAGAAACAAAGACAAGGACAUGUGCAGCAGCAGGAGAGCUUCCAAUGUGUCAACGCUGGGGAGCCUGCAGAAGACCGAAGAGAGCGGAAGAGUGAGCCUGACGGAGGUGUCCUCCUGGGCCGUGUCCUUCAACACCCUCCUGGAGAGCCCCGCCGGCCGCGCCGUCUUCAUGGAGUUCCUCCGCUCGGAGCACAGCGACGAGAACAUGCUGUUCUGGCAGGCCUGCGAGGAGCUCAAGACGGUGACCCACAAGGCCACCAUCGCCGAGAGGGUCAAGCAGAUCUACCUGGACUACAUCUCCAUCCUGUCUCCCAAAGAGGUCAGCAUUGAUGCCACUGUCCGCGAGACCAUCAACAGGAACAUGUCGGCACCCACAGCCUAUGUUUUCAACGAUGCCCAAGCACAGAUCUAUGCACUGAUGCACAGAGACUCUUACCCCAGGUUCCUCAACUCUCCCCUCUACCAGUCUCUCCUCCGGAGCCUGGGACCUGCUCACCCUGUGGCUGAGUGCUAGGAGGCAGCAGAUGACACCCUCCACCUUCCACAGUUCCUCCUCAGCUGCUGGGAUUCCACUCCUAUAUGGCGCUGAUGAUCUCUGGUGCUCAGAUUUUGUGACACACAGUUUGUCAUGAAUUACACCUCAGAAUUUUCUCUGCUCGAGCUGUACUUGAGUUUUUUUUUUCCAGUGGGGGGUCCUCUGGGUUUACUGGGGGCAAGAAAUACUGACAGUGUUGUACCAGUAAGUUGUGUACCCACAGAAAACAGGAGGGCAAAGAUAUGACGUCCAAAAUUCUGGUCCAAAUCGUAAAGCCAUCACAAUGCCUUACACAGAUGGAAAGAUGCGUCUGUUGACAGGACAUGUAGUAUUGUAUUGAAAGCUUUAGGUUUGGAUAAAGAGGCUGUACUGAAUUAAUCUUUUAAACAUGGCUUUGCACCAUAGGCUGAUUUACUUAUACAGUGCCAGGUUGGUGUGGUGGCACACUUGGGUUAAUGAUAUAGGGACUGCAACAAAAGAUGGAUAUUCUGAUACUGUCUUUUUCUAACAAAAUUCAUCGGAAGAUGCUAAGACUUUCAUUUACUAUUGUGUGUCGAAAAGACCUGAUGCCUUACGUUUGCAUUGCUGGGUGGUCCUUAGUGAUCAUGCGUCUUUCAUCCAUAGAUUUGACUUAUAUUGAUUGACGUGGCGUUGUUUACAUAAGGUUACUGUGUCAAAAGAGAGACUGUAAAAUGAGACACAGAUUUGUCAUUUCUUUUAGUUACCAAUGACACUUUUCUGGAACCCUCUUCACCUCUACUGUGUCCACUGUGUCCACUACUGUGUCUGUGCCCUGAGAGUAAUGCUGUCGCUUGGUAUCUGCAUUGGCCUUUCAUUCAAGCUUGUGUGCGCUUCUCUUUCUUUCCGAAGGAACAACUAAACUCCUCUUUGAAAAGAAACUCCAUCUCCGGCAGGACUGAAUUUCAGUGUACAGUCACUUUAGCACUCUUCAGGCAGAGCACUCAUUUUUGAGAGGAAAAAAGUUAAUGCGCUUGAUUUGAUCAUUCUUUCUGUGGAAGUGGGGGGGAUUGUGAACAUUACCAAGGGAAAAAUCGUUUCCUUGUUUCCUUUUGUUUUAAAGACGUCCUCGUUGAGGAGGAGCUUGGCAUAUUUCCUGAAAGGAGUGAGCCGUGAAAUCCAAGGUAAGAGACCUUCUUUCAAACAGCACAGUCUCCAAUACAGAAGCCCUUCACAUGGCACAGCUCACUAAUGGCAUAGACACUGGAUUAUUCACAGGUAGGAAAUACUUCUAAAGACAAAAGUAACUUCUGAUAAAGCAACACCAAAAGAAUUUUGUUCACUUAGAAGCUCUUUUUCUGUGGCUUUGCUUGGUAUUUUUUUGAUCGUCCCUUUUGAGCCUUUGUACUGUAGAAUUAGUAUUUAAUUGUGUUGUGGAGUGUAUGGUAUAAUUGCCACAAUAUAUUAUCUCAGCUAUGCAGCCCUGUAUCAGUCACCAGGCUGCCUCCGGGUCUGUUCGAGUAUGAUAAGAAUUGACUUUGUAACAACAACAGUAAUUGAUUUGCUCCUAAGAAGCUGUCAAGAGAUGGAAUGAUCGAUUUAAAAGAACAGGAGGAAAACCACCUGAGACGGAAACAGACCACCCUGUCAUGUACUAUGAGGCUGUACUGUAUAAAAAAUGUUAGAAGAUGUAGCAGUUUGUUCUCGGGGACAGACCCAAUUUGUGUAUUGGGUUUAACAAAGCUUAAUCUGUGCAAGGCUGUCUCCUGUUGUUCUGGUAAAGGAUUGCCCACAGGUUAAAGUUCAUCUUCCCUCUCCCAUCUCUUCUAGACAACUACUUUAAAAGACUAGAUGGUACUCUAUACUACAUGUUAAGAGUUAAAUAUUCUUUUGCUUUUGAACAGAUAUUUUUGGAAUCAUUUUCAGUUUAGAUUUGUUUUAAUUUAGGGACAGGAUACAGUAGUUCUCUUUGCAGCUCUGGUAAGUGGUGCCUAUUGUACAGCUAUAACAUGUCAUUGCCCUAGAAACCCGAAUCAUCAGACCAGCCUACAAUAUUUUCAACACAUUUUCUCGCCCCACUGUGUUAGCUGUGUGUUUUUCACUCUUCCUCCAAAUUCUCAGCCUCCAUUCAUAUCAGUGGCUUUGGGAAAAGCAAAAAUAAGACAGGGACUCUGUAUAGAGAUUCUGUGCUCAUCCUGUGUUGAGUUUGUGGUACAGAGACUCUUUUUAAUGCUGUUUAUUUUAUUAUAUACAAUUGUGUGUUAAAAAAAAUACAACAGCACACAUAGCAUACAUUAGAAACACCUUAACAUUGAACUGGACAACAAGCAUGGCCCUUCUCUGCAAGAUAUAACUACAUUCAGGGAGAGCAGCAGUGAUGAAAUAUUUCAUAUUUGUAUUUUUCUUAUUUAUUAUAUGAAAAAUUUAGAUGACUCAUACAGGUGAUAUUAACAAUCAGAGUAGUUCAUGAUGGAAUUCAGACCUUGGACGAUUAUGGAGAUUGAUUUUACUAACAGCAUGCAUUAAAGCAAUAGGCUUAGCAACAGGCAUACCGAAGAAGGCCGAUAACAGUGCCCUCAUAGAUGCUGGAAACUGGAAAUCUUUUCUAAAACAUUUCAGCCACCAUUGUAUCGUGUAGCUGCAACUAGUAACUUUGACCUUGGACUUCUGAAACUGUUUUCAAUGGUAAAUUGAUUUAUUUAAAUUUUUUUAGCGUUUUAAGUGGCUUCAAAAGACCAUUUGCUUCAUGAAGCACACAGUAAUAGCAAGUGGGAUGCAGCAGGGGUCACGUGACCCCCCUCUAGGACAGCGCGGCGCAGGGGUCACAUGACCAGUGGCAGCAGCCUACACACACUUGCACCGCAGGGGUAGCAGCACGUUUUUUUUUUAGUCUCCAUUCCCCAAAGCAAAGGAAAGACAGGGACCCGACAGUCACCCUGUAUUAAGUUUGUGAUACAGAUCCUGUUUUUUAAUGCUGCUUUGGCAUUACUUUAUUAUACACAAUAUUGUCUUAAGAACACAACAGCACAUGUAGGAUGCACUGGAAACACUUUCACAUGGACGAAGGGCAAGAGCAUGGUGGUGUCUGCAGAAUCUAACUGCACUCAGGGAGUGCAGCAGAGUGAUGAUAGUUUUCAAGUAUUUUUCUUAUAUUUAGGAGAUUAAAAAUUUCAAUGACUCAUCAUACAGUUGAUAUUCAGUAAUUCACAAUGGAAUUCUGACCUUGAACGAUAACGGAGAUCAACUUUUUUCCU